AUGAAGACCUUCACCGCCGUCGUCCUCGCUGCCAUCGCUGCCGUCGCCAUUGCUGCUCCUGUUGCCCAGCAAGAUCCCGCCGCUCCUGUCACCGCUGAUCCCAUCCCUGUCAACACCCUGUGGCAGCAGUGCACUGGUGCUGCCGAAUCUGUCCGCAACAACUGCCUGGCUAGUAGCUCUGGCCUUAGCUCGACCUGCCAGACUACCUACAACAAUGCCGUCGCCGCCUGCAACUCGGCUCAUCCCUCAAGUCUCUCUAAGUAA
Messenger RNA from Gamsiella multidivaricata, 264 nucleotides. RefSeq lists its product as uncharacterized. The coding region runs from base 1 to 264 and encodes 87 amino acids. The record is from RefSeq and is a predicted model, not a curated record. NCBI's taxonomy places the organism in Eukaryota, Fungi, Mortierellomycota, Mortierellomycetes, Mortierellales, Mortierellaceae. The transcript is spliced from 2 exons.